AUGGAGAACUAUCAGAAGAUCGAGAAGAUCGGAGAAGGAACAUAUGGCGUUGUCUACAAAGCGAAAGACCUUUCCAACGGCGGUCGCAUAGUUGCCCUGAAGAAGAUCCGCCUCGAAGCCGAAGAUGAGGGUGUUCCCAGCACUGCUAUCCGAGAGAUCUCACUCCUCAAAGAGAUGAACGACCCCAACAUUGUCCGCCUGCUUAACAUUGUUCACGCCGAUGGACAUAAGUUGUACCUGGUCUGCGAGUUCCUGGACCUCGACUUGAAAAAGUACAUGGAAGCACUGCCAGUGUCGGAUGGCGGCCGAGGCAAAGCGCUCCCUGAUGGGUCUGCUGAGAUGUCACGCUUGGGUCUGGGCAAGGACAUGGUGAAAAAGUUCAUGGCCCAGCUGAUUGAGGGCGUCCGAUACUGCCACAGUCACCGUGUGCUGCACAGAGAUCUAAAGCCUCAGAAUCUGCUCAUCGACCGGGAGGGUAAUCUCAAGCUGGCUGACUUCGGUCUCGCUCGAGCUUUUGGUGUUCCUUUGCGCACAUACACACAUGAGGUAGUUACACUAUGGUAUCGUGCGCCCGAAAUUCUGCUAGGUGGCCGGCAAUAUUCGACAGGCGUGGACAUGUGGUCGGUUGGUGCUAUCUUUGCUGAGAUGUGUACCCGCAAGCCAUUAUUCCCAGGAGACUCUGAGAUUGAGAGAUCUUCAAAAUCUUCAAGUAUGCUCCUUGGUACACCGACCGAACAGACAUGGCCAGGCGUCACAUCAUUUCCGGAUUUCAAGACCUCCUUCCCGAAGUGGCCACGCGAGAACCUUGCCAAUAUCGUCAAGACCCUUGAGCCUGCCGGAAUAGAAUUGAUGGAAGCCAUGCUCGAGUACGACCCUUCGCACCGCAUGUCGGCCAAGGCUGCAUGCAACCACCCAUAUUUCGCGGCCGGCAGCGCUGCAUACUCACAACGUACCACUGCUCCGAGGACGAAUGGUUACCACUGA
Messenger RNA from Cyphellophora attinorum, 984 nucleotides. Its product is annotated as Cyclin-dependent kinase 1. The transcript has 4 exons. Gene Ontology annotation, biological process: G1/S transition of mitotic cell cycle; regulation of G2/M transition of mitotic cell cycle; signal transduction. Gene Ontology annotation, cellular component: cytoplasm; cyclin-dependent protein kinase holoenzyme complex; nucleus. The coding region runs from base 1 to 984 and encodes 327 amino acids. The record is from RefSeq and is a predicted model, not a curated record. NCBI's taxonomy places the organism in Eukaryota, Fungi, Ascomycota, Eurotiomycetes, Chaetothyriales, Cyphellophoraceae. Gene Ontology annotation, molecular function: cyclin-dependent protein serine/threonine kinase activity; cyclin binding; ATP binding.